This is a messenger RNA of Cynoglossus semilaevis (tongue sole), 1470 nucleotides long. RefSeq lists its product as uncharacterized. The transcript is spliced from 7 exons. The coding region runs from base 472 to 1470 and encodes 332 amino acids. Gene Ontology annotation, cellular component: extracellular matrix. Gene Ontology annotation, molecular function: metalloendopeptidase activity. Lineage: Eukaryota; Metazoa; Chordata; Actinopteri; Pleuronectiformes; Cynoglossidae. Gene Ontology annotation, biological process: extracellular matrix organization; proteolysis. The record is from RefSeq and is a predicted model, not a curated record.
AUUACAAACUUCUCCAAAUGCCUUAACAUUCUGCCAUUGGUUGAAGCCAAACUUUAAAAAUAUUUCUAGAUCAAUCAAUUAACACUUUUUUUCCUGCCUCUAUUUCAGGGCUUAUGUUGUAAAUGUCUUCAUCCUGUCAUUUCGUUGCUUACUCAUCGGCUAAUUUUCUUUUUGUUUUUUUCUUUAGAGAGGAUUCUUCGUCCUGCCAGAAGGACAAUAUUUUAUUGAACCUGUUCAGGAAUCUGCUGACGAGCUUCAUUACGAGCCCCACAUUGUCUAUCCAAGAGUUAACACAGACAGUGGCAAAAAAAAAAAAAACGCAGCCUGGGGUCCAAAGAAACGCUUAGCCCCUGUGGAGUUCAAUGUGUGUGUGUGUGUGUGUUAACCAGUGUGUCUCUGUGUACAGCCGUGGAUGUUCCUGUGUAUCUGUGUCCAUGUCAAAUGAGGAUAACACUAUAGUGCAGUUGGUUGAUGUCUUGCAUUAUCCAUGCUUCAGAUGUGCCAAGUGACUCUGACCAGGUGGAGAGGGAAUGGGAGGAAUGGGAAAGGGAGCAGCAGAGAGGGGAGGAGGAGGAGGAGGCGCGGUCCCGCUCGCAGCGUUCGGUCAGCAGGGAGCGCUGGGUGGAGACCAUGGUGGUGGCCGACUUCAAACUCAUCGAAUAUCAUGGCAGUGACAACGUGGAGUCCUACAUCUUCACCAUCAUAGACAUGGUGGCAGGAAUCUUUCACGAUGCCAGUAUUGGGAAUGCCAUCCGUGUUAUCUUGGUGUGCCUUAUUUUGUUACAUGGAGAAGAGAAAGGGCUGAAGAUUGUUCACGAUGCGGAUGCCACUUUGGCUAGUUUCUGUGCAUGGCAAAAAAACCUCAAUCCUCAGAGUGACACACACCAAACUCACCAUGACAUUGCUGUGCUCAUCACCAGGCAAGUCACAGAAUGCUUUGAGUUGAUUAAUCGUUUCAGCUUUAGUUUGUUCCCACAUGGAGAACCUCACCGCUCCUGGACCUACGAAAGAGCCCGUGGUGGAUUGGAGGUUGGCAGCAGUGCUCGUCCACCUGUGGAUCAGAUGGUGGACGUACCUUGUGGGCAGGACUGGGUGGUGGGCAGCAUGGAAGAGACCGACACCCACCAAAUAUCCCGGUUCUUAAACCUGGGCUCCCACGAGUAUCAUACCUACAGAGACUACACCUAUGUGGACCAGAACAACCAGCGCUACGUUUAUCUCCACUACUGUAUCUGUUUUAAACCCUACGACCACAACCUCAUGGAUACUGACGACUUUGAGCUGAACAUCAUAGUCAGGAAAACUGGGGAUAAGAAAGAAGACAAGAAGGCCAACCCCUCGUGGGAAAAAGCCAUCCUCACGGCCCAAGGGUCCUGUCAAGAACCAGAACUAGAGGCAGCAAAAUCCCAACUUGAUGGCCAAGGAGUCGGUCAACAUGGACAUGUACUGGGUUGUAAGAAACUGGAGUGA